Molecule: messenger RNA, 2088 nt
Organism: Malassezia japonica
Lineage: Eukaryota; Fungi; Basidiomycota; Malasseziomycetes; Malasseziales; Malasseziaceae
Exons: 7
Coding region: 1-2088 (695 amino acids)
Biological process (GO): tricarboxylic acid cycle
Cellular component (GO): mitochondrion; succinate-CoA ligase complex (ADP-forming)
Molecular function (GO): succinate-CoA ligase (ADP-forming) activity; succinate-CoA ligase (GDP-forming) activity
Source: RefSeq, a predicted model, not a curated record
AUGCCACUCCGCGCGGCGCCCCCGGCGCUUAAGGAUGCGGGCGCGUAUGUGCAGCGUGCGAACGAGGUCGAGGGCGUGGACCCUGUGGUAGCCUACUGGUGCAAGUAUUAUGCGGCGCAGCUCGGGAUUGCGCAGCCCAGCAGCGAUCCAGCGUCCAAGACCUACCUGCUCGAGCUGAUGGACGACCUCGAAAAGUGCAAAUCCGAGCUCGAGGAUAAUGUGGCCGUGACUGACGAUGCGGCGGGCCAGGCGUACGUCAUGAACUUUGCGUUGAAUAUAUUUUUGGGGGCGGAUAACGAGGACCGCGAGGGACGUGCGUCGAGGGGAACGGCACGGACGUUUGUCGCUGCAAGCCACUUUCUCGAGCUGCUCAAGGUGUUUGGCGAGGUCGACGAGGACACGCGCCACAAGAUCAAGUACGCCAAGUGGAAGGCCGCACAGAUCUCCAAGGCACUCCGCGAGGGCGUGAAGCCUGCGCCGGGGCCGGCGAAUGCAGAGGAGGACGAGGUGCUCGCGCAGCUCGUUACCCCGAUGCAAAUUGGCGAGGAAGCCGGCGGCGAGCAGGGUCCAGACGCCCAGGAUACUGCUGACGAGGGCACGAAUGCGGCCGAAACGCAUGCCAAGGACGUCGGACCCAGCGACCCCACGUCCUUGCCGUCCGCGCCACCGACGGACCACGCGCCAACGCUCCCUCCUCCGCCCACCUCGGACCUCGGCACGCCGUCCGCGCCUGCGGCUCCGUCGCCAGUCGGAGGCGCCCCCAAGCUUCCCACAGUCCCUCAGGACGAUGCGCGCUCGCCGCCCGUGCACGUCAUUGCGCCGAGCGCGCCCCCCGCUCCGUCGCCGGCGCCUACGGCGCCGCCCGCGCGCACGGCCCACGUGGCACCGACCGCCCCCCCUCCUGCGGACGAGCGCGAGUGUGCACUGAGUGUGACCGAGAUCGCCAAGGUGCAAAAGCUAUCGCGGUGGGCCUCGAGCGCCCUGGACUAUGAAGAUGUAGACACCGCGCGGACGCACCUGCGCGACGCGCUGAGGAUCCUCGACGCCGCGCAGGACGAUCCACGUGUCCAGACGAUGAUUGCUAGGACGUCUCUGAACCUGCUCCGCUCGGCCCCCCGCACUGCAGCCUGUGCUCCGCGCCUUCUGUCGACCUCGGCUGUGCGCCGCAGCUACGAGGACACGAUCAAGAACAUUUACGUGCAGAAGGACUCCAAGCUGAUUUGCCAGGGUUUCACUGGUAAGACCAGCACCUUCCACUGCCAGCAGGCUCUUGACUACGGCACGAACCUCGUUGGUGGUGUUUCGCCCAAGAAGGCCGGCACCACCCACCUUGGUCUGCCCGUUUUCGGUACCGUGCAGGAGGCCGUGGACAAGACCAAGCCCCAGGCGUCGGUGAUCUACGUGCCCCCGCCGGGUGCGGCUGAUGCGAUCAUCGAGGCUAUCGAGGCCGAGGUCCCCCUCAUUGUCGCCAUCACCGAGGGCAUUCCCCAGAAGGACGAGAUCCGCGUCGCCAACGUGCUCAAGCAGCAGAGCAAGUCGCGCCUGAUUGGUCCCAACUGCCCUGGUGUGAUCAACCCCGAGGGCUGCAAGAUUGGUAUCAUGCCCGGUCACAUCCACUCCCCCGGCAAGAUCGGCAUCGUGUCGCGUUCGGGUACGCUGACAUACGAGGCCGUCAACCAGACCACCAACGUCGGUCUCGGCCAGUCGCUCUGUGUGGGUAUCGGUGGUGACCCUUACCCCGGCUCCACCACGCUGGACCUGGUGAAGCUCUACCUUGACGACCCCAAGUCGGAGGGUAUCGUGAUCAUUGGUGAGAUUGGUGGCAGCAUGGAGGAGGACGCCGCGGAAUACCUGGAGAAGUACAACAAGACCAGGGAGAACCCCAAGCCGGUCGUUGCCUUCAUCGCCGGCCGCACUGCUCCUCCGGGCCGCCGCAUGGGCCACGCCGGUGCCAUCAUCAGCGGUGGCAAGGGUGGCGCCGACGACAAGGUCCGUGCGCUCACGCAGGCCGGUGCCGUGGUCGCGGACAGCCCCGCCAAGAUUGGUGAGCUGAUGCUCAAGGCCAUGAAGGACGCGGGUCGCGCCUAA